This is a messenger RNA of Taeniopygia guttata (zebra finch), 9228 nucleotides long. The record is from RefSeq and is a predicted model, not a curated record. Lineage: Eukaryota; Metazoa; Chordata; Aves; Passeriformes; Estrildidae.
CUCGCCGGCUGAAGCGCCGCGCUCUGCUCGCCGAGCUCGGAGGUGCCACACGGGAGCCGCGCGUUCUUUCGUGGAUUCGCCGCGCAGCUAUCGGGAAAAGUGGCUGUGCGCGAGGUAAUUCUCUAAUGGACCAAUGAAAGCCAACGAUGACAAGUUGUGGUCAACAGUCCUUGAAUGUGCUGAUGGUUCUGCUCUCAUUACUCUUGUCAGCUGUGUUGUCCGCACAUUUUCGGGUCUGCGAACCGUACACGGACUACAAAGGUCGCUACCACUUUGGAUUUCACUGCCCCCGUCUUUCUGACAAUAAAUCUUACAUCUUUUGCUGUCACCAUAACAACACAGUGUUUAAAUAUUGCUGCAAUGAGACAGAAUUCCAGACUGUGAUGCAAAUGAACUUAACGGGGAAUGCAGAUGGAUAUAUGCAUAACAACUACAGUGCACUGUUGGGAGUGUGGAUCUAUGGCUUUUUUGUGGUGAUCUUGCUGAUACUGGACCUUUUGUAUUACUCCUCAAUGAACUAUGAUAUUUGCAAAUUUUACCUGGCCCGCUGGGGAAUCCAUGGCAAGUGGAUGACACAGGGACAGAGCCGAUGGAUUAACCCUGCUCAGGACCCAAGACAGACACAGCCUCAGCCAGAGACACAGCCUCAAACUCAGCCCCAGCCUCCAACAUCACAGACAGUACACACUUUAAAAGGAGAUGCUUUAAGCCCACCCCUGGUGUCUUUUCAGAGUACAUCUGCCUGUUUUCAAGUUUUUGUGAUGACAGAUGUUGUUCAAGUUUUUAACUUCCUGUUCUACAUUCAUCUGAGCACAGCUAAAAAUAUGCCCAUUCUAGAAAACACUACAUGAUGAUAAUAGGAAAGUGAUUCUUGCAAAUCCCUUGAGUACUGCAGAGAACUGACAGUGCAAGGAACUGUCCCAAGAAGGAUGUCAGGAUUAACCUAUAGCUUGUAAAGUAGUUUUUGAAUUUUUAUGGAUUAAAAAAAUGAUGUAACUAGUUUUUAUUUCAGCAUUUCUUCCCUUGCCCUAGUUUAAGUGCUUUGAAUUGGCAACGAAUCGGGUAUGUCAGAGGAAAAAUCAAGCAAGUUAUAGUAUAGAGUGGGUAGAACCAUCCUUAUGAUGUUUAAGCAUUUGUCACAGUGGAUCACUUUGUUGUUUACUUGAGACAAAGAGAACCAUGUAUAGCCAUAAUAUUAUUAUAAGUAAAGAGGUCUGGAAUCCAUUAGGCAAGCUGCUGGCUGCUCUUGCAGCGUUGUGCCAGGAUAGGAAGGAAAAUCAUUCAUCUCAGGAGCAUCCAACCCCAUUUGCACUAAUGUAGCAUGUGGAUUUUACAGCCCAACUAAUGCUGAUUUCUUCUUCAGUAUGAAACCCACCUGAGGGCUGCCCAGGGCCUGUGUGGGCUGAAGGUCAGGGUGGAUGCAGCUUCUGCAACCCCAGCGUGGCACAGCCCGCAGUGGCUGAGAUCACACAGCUCACACACCUCCUGGUGAUCCUCCAGGGCACGAGCUGGGCCCUUCCACACUCCCUGGCCCCAUGGAGAACCUGCAGUCUGCUUACCUGAACAAGCUUUUACAGCUGGAGAUGGAUCCACGACAAGCAGCAGGCAAAUUGUUCCUACUACUCAGCAAAGUAAAAGCCAGGGAGGGGGUAAAAUGGGAUAUUGCCAGUUGGAGAAUCGAAAUCCUGACUGCUGAAACAACUUGUUUUCCCAACUGUGGGAAUAUUGUUAAUUAAUAGUAAUUAAAAUAGACUAAAGAGAAAGAUCACAUUAAGAUGUGUGAGCCAGGGCAGCCUGGCAGAAUUCCUCCAGGUCCUCCAUGGCUGUGUUGUGUUCUGGAUGUGAGAGGGAGACCUGAUCCCUCAGCCUUGCUCUGCUGAUGUCAAGCUCCUCCUCACCUCCAUCAAGGAUGCAAACCACAGGGAAUAAGUACUGUCCUGAUGUCCAACAUUUGCUUCUGUGUUCUGUGCCUUUCUGCAGGGCAGCAGGCAGAGGCAAUGUCUGUGAUCACACAUGCUCCCUGACUCUCAGUUUCAGAAACCUGCUGCUUGGCUAGAAUCAGGAAAGGAGCAGCCCAGCAGGGUUAGCCCCUGUUAUUUCCUUCCCACAGCUGGAAUGGAUUAGGCAAAGGCAAAUCUAUUUUACUUCCCCUUAUUAAAGGCUAGAAUCUGCUUUUGCUGUGAAUUCCUCUGAGGCACUUUGUCUUUCAGACAACAAAUGGAAUUGUUUCUAACCUGCUGCUAUUCACCUGCUACUUGACACCUCUUCAGAUGACUACCAAAGCACCAGAGAGAGUAAAACCCAUAAAAAUACUGGCAGGGUUUAGGAGCCAGCAGGUAACUGAGCAUGUCCUCUACAACGGUACAAAAACCACCUGAAUAUUUUGCUGGUGUGAAAGAAUUUGCUUUGGUAGCAGGUUUUGGAGCAGGAUGCAGGCUGUCACUGCAGUGCUUCCUUCUGCAACUUGUAGGAGCUGCAGCCUUGCCUGUGUCAGGGGCCAUUGGUGCUGCAGUGGUCACUGUGCUCACAAAUUCAUCUUUGUGGUGACAGAGGAGUUUGUGCAGAGGCUGCUCUUGGUACAAGUUAUUUACAGUAAACAAGGGGGAAAAAGCUGCCUCCUUCCAUUUUAGGUAAGAUCUCAACUUCACAUUUGCAGAAUUACUUCACUGAACAGGAACAGGAUGAUGCUGUUUUAAAGAUGCAAAAUCUUGCAUCACAGGGCCAAGCAUAGUUUUUAUUUAGAGCACCUACCUAGAUGGCAAGUCAGAGCAAAAGUACUUUGGAUUUUUUAAAAAGAUAGAAAAAUAAUUUAAUAUUUACACUGUGCUUUUUUUGAAAGAACUGUCUGGGUAUUGCCAUCAUCUGGAAAAUCUGUUUGGUUACAAAGCUUAGGUAAGCGUGUAAGGCUAUAUCUACCAUUAUCUGUGGGCCUCCAAUGCCUUUGGAAUAUAUUGGGUUAGAAUAACAGAUAAUGCUGAAUGCAUUUUCCUCUAAAUGUUCUUACCUUGCUUGCUGGGAACUGCAUACCUGUAAAAAUAGAACUUAGCUCUACCCCAGCCCAAACCAGUACAUCAGGGCAGGAAACCAAGAGCACAAACACACAGUGGACUUGCAAUUAAACACCUCAAAAUCUGCAGUGCUCCGAGUUCUGUUUGCUUCCCUCAAUACAACAUGCAAAAAAAGGGAGAUUUUGGUUCUAUCAUUUGCAUUUUAAAAAUUCAAGUUACUGAGUGGCUGCUUCCUUUCUUCCUUGUGUUUAGAAGUUCACUGUUAGCAUGUGAAGUUAAGCCAAUAUGCAAGGUUUUUAUCCAGUUCAAUCUAAAUCUUUGUGUACCUAGAUAUACACAAACUGCAGCUUUUGUUGAUACAUAUGUAACACACAUUUCAUGCCAUAUUCUCCUUUUCCUCUGGCUCCAUAAAUUAUAGACCCCAUAUUGAUUUCUCUACAUUCUUUACUUCAGAUUCAUGGCAUAUGGGCUGAUUGAUAUUCCCUAUGUUAGCUGUUUCUCAGCCUUUUCAUUGAUUUGGGACUGUUGCAUUCAUCAGCGUCAAGGAAAUCUUUCUUUUAAAGGGACUGUACAGCUGAAGCAGUUUAACUUAAAUAUGAUAAUGAAUUGUAAGAAAAUAGUAAUUAGUAACACACUCAAAAGUCAGUGGUUAAAAGGUUAUCUGAGUACUAUUGCUGAAUGAACUCUUCAAGCUGAGAAAAUGAAAUCUAGCAAAAUUACUGGAAACCAGAUCUGAACAUCUUCCAUAUUUACAUUUUCUCAUCUAUUCUGGAUAGAAUUUUUUGCAGUGAGAUAAUUACCUCAUCCCCAUGAUGACGAUAGAAGAUAGAAGAAUACAAUUUAUGUGAAAUCAGAACACUCCAGUUAAGCCCACAAUUUCACUGCAUAACGUCACAACACUGUAGCACCACACAGGAAGGAGUUUGACAACCCAAACUGUAUCAACCCAUUCCAUCUCCUCUGUCACAGGAGAAACCAGCAAAAUUUAAAAGAUUCUGUAAAUAUCUUGGUAGUUACAGAAGUCCUACCCCUGGCAUCCUCUUAGGUGCCAGAUGCUCAAUAGUAAUUGAGUAAUGUUUCACACAUUUUAAAAAUGCACAGAAAAAUAAAAUAACAUCCUCACUUGGGUUCUGAAUAGGACAGAGAAACUUUAGCAUCGGCCAAAGUUAUUUCCAGGAGUAGAAACAAUAAAAAGGGAGGUGUUGAGGAGCUGGAGUUAAUGAUUUAAACAGACAAUCCUUACUUUAUGUAAAGUGACAAGAGGAUUUCUAAGUAGGAGAUUUAGUGUAAUUCAUUGUUCUGAACUGACAGAAAGCACUUUUCAAAAAAAAAAAAUAUACAAGACAGGAUAUUGCCCAUCUUCAGUAGUUUAUGCUGCAGAGAACUACUUAAAAUACCUGCAGAACAACUAUAUAUGUACAUUUGGUGCUCUUAACAGAAGUGAGAAUGAAGAAGAACAAACAAGGUAAGAGUCUCUGAAGAUGCCACUUCUUUCACCUUGGAAAAGGAAUUCUCAAUGUGUAUUAUGGAUGUCAAAAAACAAGUAACUCCCUAAACUCAAAGAGUACUGAAGAUCCUGUGCUGACCUAUUUAUUACUUUCAGAGUUAUUAUUAAGCAAAAAGCCAUAUGUAAUAAAUAAUCCUUCUAUGGGGUAGCAGAAGCUAAAAUUUCUGUGUGAAAUGAUGGCAUAUUAUGGGAUACCAGACAUUAAUAGAAUAAUCAGAAACUUGCAUGAUAAUGUUGAAGGCAGGACCGUAAAUGGUAACAAUGUCAGACAAUUAUUUUCAGUGAGAGCUGAGGGCAGGAAUCUACCACAUCAUUACUUUCAUUGUCCCUGUCCCCUGAUGAGACCAUGAUGAAAAGAACCACAAUAGUCAUUUCAUCAGAGAAGUGCUAAAACAUGUCUGUAUGACCUUGAUUUUAUAAUGACGUUUCACUGGACUGCUCAAGAAAAGAACUUAAAUGAAAAUAACCAAAAAUUAGACACAUAUUUUCAUUAUCAGCAAGGUAUCAGAUAUAUCUUGUCUGUUUAAGUCUCAAAAGCAAAAUAGAUCAAGAAGCAUUGGAAUCUGUGUCAUUAUACUCCUCAAUGAGACAUGAGAGAACACUGAUGUCAAUCAGCAAAAAAUUUUCAGGCACUUGAAAGCUUUUGGGGAAGUUACAUGAUCAACACUGUCAUAAGUAAAUAUGCACAGACACCUACUAUUCACUGCAGGAAAAAAAAAAGAAAACAUACCUCUGAGAAGAGUUUGAAAUCCACAUAGAAAGUUUCUUGGAAAUUUAGAAUGCUGAGGAGAUUAAAAGCAGCUUAAGACAUGAAAUGGCAGGAAUAUGACAUGUCACUGGAACACAUUUAGAAACACUGCUAAUUUCAGUCCCACCUCAGGGGACAACAUGAUCCCAACACAGGACAAGUGAGGCACAUUCCUUCAAAUAAUUUGGAGUUGAAUCGGCACAACAUUACAGAGCAGCAGCAGAGGAAUGAUUGGUUGGAACUUGGCACCCAUCAUAAUAAACAGGAAGGUGAAAAAGGUGUGUAAAAAGUGAUUAUGUGUGGAAAUAAGCUGUCUCACUUCACUUCCCAAUAGGGUUAUCUGUUUCCUGGUGUUUCUGUAUAGUGAGAGCCUUUACUUAGGCUCCAGACAAUCUCAGAGGUGGAAUGGCUGAGGGGAGAGAGCUGUUGACUGUAAAUGUUAAAGGCAGAGAUGGAAAGGUGUUUGCACAGCAGAAAAAUGACUGUGGGGCUCAAAUCUGGAAGGGAGCAAACUCCACCCACAAUUUUCCUUCCUGAAGAACUGAUGCUGGGGUACAUCAGGGAGGAGUUUAUGCACUAAGGAGUUGUCCUAUUUACAGGAAUUGUGUGUAUUAAUGAGAUGAUCACAUCCCUGAGCUGAGCACACACCGCACAGGCUGCCUCCUGUCUGCUGGAAAUCACUGCUGGCUCUCACAUGGAAAAGGGGCUGCAGUGAGCUUCAUCAGGAAUUACAGUAAAUUAAUUAAACAGUCAUUAAUUAUAUUCUGCAUUGAUUAGCGUUACAGAUCUUAGUCACUCACACAGAAGGGGGAGGAAAAGUAAUUUUCUGUUGCAUUCACAGUCUUUGGAAAGUGGUGAGUCACAGGGAGCUGCUGCAGCCAGCACCUGUUACCUGCUCAUCCCCAGCACAGCUUCACCAAAAACAUUGUGAAGAAAUUGUGCCUGGAAGGCAGCCAGAGAUCAGCCUUUCACUCACCAAAAACCCCCCAAACUUCUCUCAAGCUGCUGAACUUAAUGGCAGCCAGAAGAACACCUGCCUGAUUUGCAUUUUAAGGCAUUUUAAAGAAAAUUACAUGGUGGACUGAGAGUUGACUCAAUUUAUUUUUUUAAAUAUUCACUGAAGCCUCUUAGAGCAUAACAAAAAUAGGCAUCCCAAUUAAAAAGAGCCCCCAGUGUUUGCAUGAACAUCCAAAAGAAGACAAAAACGGGGAUACAUUUUUGUGCGUGUGUUAAAAAUAUUACCCUAAUUGAGAUGGUAUUAUAAAAAAAAAGAAAAAAAAAAGAUGGUUGGUUGAGCCUCAGGUUGACUCUUCCUGUCUUUUCCUUGGCAAUACAUAAAGCAAAAGCAGAAAUAACUGAAGCAGUCCAACAAUCAUACUUAGAUGCAAGGGGCAGGUUUUGAAGGAGUGAGAGACAAGUGAGAUAAUAGGAAAAAAGCACCUUGUUAAGCAUUAGUAGGGUGAGGAAUAAUCCUGUCCUCCCAUUCCAAGUCCUCAUCUUCCAGUGUUUGUUACACUAAUAAAUUUCACCUGUGAGGGCAACAGCUGCCUCAGUUAAUUUUUUUUUUCCUUUAUUCUAAUUAAUAAACAUCUGGAAUGUUUAAAAAAUAGUAAAAAUGGGCUAGGGGAUUGUCUGGCUUUAUCUUUCUCAGAGGCUGCUGGCUGUAGCUGGAGUUAGUGCUGUUGUUACUGUAGGAACCUGUGAGUCCUUAGCAGGUUGUGUUUGUCCACACAGUGCUUGGGUGAGUCAGCUUCUGGUGCUUCCAUUUGACAGAGGAAAUGGAAAAUUGUCUGGGUACUGAGGGCCACACUGAAAAUAUUUGGCAAUUCUGCCAUUGCUCUAAUUUGUGUAAAAAUUUGUAAUGCUUUGGGGAGCAAACCCAAUACAGCUCCCUCUCCAGUGCUCUGUUGCAGACAGAGAAUAUCCUAGAACUAUUUGAAAUACCCAGUGGUACAACAGGUAACUCCCCACCAUCAGUUCCCCACACAAUAGGAUGGCUAAACAAGCAAACUUGGAAUUCUGGAGCUCACGGGGAGGAGAUGCCAAUUAAAAGUAUGGAACUGUUGUCUCACGAACAGUGUGAGGCUGCUAGAGGGAAAUACCACCUUCCCCAGGGCCUGCAGCAGGAAAAACCCAAGUGACAGAUGGGAAAGAAUUCAGGAAGAGCUGCAGAACUUAUCUGACUUCUGGGAAGUUUGUCAGACUAAGGAGUUGAAGAAGCUCGAGGCUAAAAGAACAUUAAAAGGCAAUUUGAGCUCGGUCUGUAAAUUCUUCAUGGCCAGGAGAUUUCAGAGAGCAGAGGACUGUACAAAGACAGAAAAAUAUCCAAUACCUGGAAGAUCUAAUUAUACAAAUCUUUACUGGUGAUAAAGAGCAGGAUUAAACUCAAUUUAGCUAUCUAAAAGUCUUUAUCUACUAGUUAUCCUCACUAACACAUUGAAAGAGGCAUUUCCAGAGGGUUAUUCAUUCCACCUAUCUUAAGAUGGAUGAAAUUGCUUGGAAGUCUGGCUUGAUUAAUUUUUUUGACAUUAUGGUGGAAGAUGAGUUUAUAGAAGUUGUUUAUCCAGCUGAAAUUUGCCAGUGGGAUUCAUCUCCUCCAAAUGUGCAUUUCUUUUAAUGUUGGCAGUUGAUCAAGGAAAUGUCUUGAGCUGCAGCAGAACGCCCAUUACUUGUGAUUUCAAAAUUGGCAAGGGAGCUUGUGGAACAUAAGCAACAGUGGGAAGAAUGGGAAGCUAGGUCUGCACAGCUGGCCAAACUGAGGACCCUAAAAGAACAAAACCCUUCCAAAAUCUCAUUUAUCUGGAGAAUGGGUGAUGCUGCAGUCCCAGAAGAUUCACACCAAGAUCAGUUUUCUUAGAAUCAUUAGGCUGGGAAAGACCCUUAAGGUCAUUGAGUCCAACCAUUCCACCAGCACUGUCAACCCACAUCCCCAAGUGCCACAUCCACACAGCUUUGAAACCCCUCCACGAAGGGAUGGAGACUUCACCACUGCCCUGGCUUGACAGCUCUUUCAGUGAAGAAAUUUCUCCUAAUGUCCAACCUAAACCUCCCCUGAUGCCACUUGAGGCUGCUUCCUCUUAUCCUGGGAGAAGAAAUCGAACCACCCCUGUUUUCAGUCAUAGUGAUAAAGAGCAACAAGGUCACCCUGAGCCUCUUUUACUCCAGGCUGAGCCCCUCCUGCUGCUCCAGCCCCUUAAUGCCUGUCUUGUGAGGGCCCAGAACUGGACACAAGAUUCAAGGUGUGGCCCAGCAGUGCCAGCACAGGGGACAGUCCCUGCCCUGGCCCUGCUGCCACGCCAUGGCUGGCACAGCCAUGGGGGUUGGCGUGACCCAAGCAUCACAUUUUCCCAGCAUGGCAAGCUCAUCAUGCUCACUGAGCAGUCAGAAAACACAAACCAACAGCUGCACAUCAAAACCCACAGGAUGCUUUUCUCCAGUUGUCUCACCCUCUGCCAUUCAGGACUGCAGGGGACAAAUGUGGCCCUUCUUCCUUCCCUACCUCUUCCAAUAAAUGCCUGAUUGUGCAGCUGCUGCAUAAUAGCUGCUGAUGCCAGUGGGACUGUGCAGGGAUUGCAUAAUCAUUCCAGAGAAUGGGAAUCUCUGGGCAAAGCCUCAUCCCAGGACCGCCUGCCCAGUCCUUCCUCAUCUCUCAGGUUCUGUGGGCUCAGAGAACUGGAGAACCUCUUUUCACUAAAGAGGUGAAAAUUAUUUUUGCAUGUAACAGGCUUCCAACUUUUCACGUGGAAGUGCUGUGAGAUUAUAGUGGACACAAGAGCAGCCAGCAAUGGGCUCCGUUCCAGUGUGUGUAAAAGCUGUUGUGGAAUUAAUCCUCCUGAAUUCUUACAGCCUUUCUGCUUCUCCUCUAAUGUUGAGGUGCACAUAUGGUAGCUGCAGCUAUCACUGGGUAGCUCUAAAAGUUUAAAUUUCUGUCAUUAAAAAAUGAGCAUACAGUAGAUCCACAAUAU